Choloepus didactylus (southern two-toed sloth) is the source of this 1428-nucleotide messenger RNA. RefSeq names its product elongation factor 2-like. Gene Ontology annotation, biological process: translational elongation. The record is from RefSeq and is a predicted model, not a curated record. Bases 79 to 1428 code for a protein of 449 amino acids. Gene Ontology annotation, cellular component: ribonucleoprotein complex; cytosol. The transcript has a single exon. NCBI's taxonomy places the organism in Eukaryota, Metazoa, Chordata, Mammalia, Pilosa, Megalonychidae. Gene Ontology annotation, molecular function: ribosome binding; GTP binding; translation elongation factor activity.
CCGCCGUCGUCGCCGCCAUCCUCGGCGCGUCCGGCCUCGCUCGGAUCUGCUUGGGAGAAUCCACCGCCAUCCGCCACCAUGGUGAACUUCACAGUGGACCAGAUCUGGGCUAUCAUGGACAAGAAGGCCAACAUCCGGAACAUGUCCGUCAUCGCCCACGUCGACCACGGCAAGUCCACGCUGACGGACUCUCUGGUCUGCAAGGCGGGCAUCAUCGCCUCCACCCGGGCCGGGGAGACCUGCUUCACGGACACCCGGAAGGAUGAGCAGGAGCGUUGCAUCACCAUCAAGUCAACCGCCAUCUCCCUCUUCUACGAACUCUCGGAGAACGACCUGAACUUCAUCAAGCAAAGCAAGGAUGGAUCUGGCUUCCUCAUCAACCUCAUCGACUCCCCCGGGCAAGUAGACUUCUCCUCGGAGGUGACAGCCGCCCUGCGUGUCACUGAUGGCGCCCUCGUGGUGGUGGACUGUGUAUCAGGCGUGUGCGUGCAGACGGAGACGGUGCUGCGGCAGGCCAUCGCUGAGCGCAUCAAGCCCGUCCUGAUGAUGAACAAGAUGGACCGGGCCCUGCUGGAGCUGCAGCUGGACUCCGAGGAGCUCUACCAGACCUUCCAGCGCAUCGUGGAGAACGUCAACGUCAUCAUCUCCACCUAUGGCGAGGGCGAGAGCGGCCCCAUGGGGAACAUCAUGAUUGACCCCGUCCUGGGUACCGUCGGCUUUGGGUCCAGCCUCCACGGCUGGGCCUUCACCCUGAAGCAGUUUGCCGAGAUGUACGUGGCCAAGUUUGCCGCCAAGGGUGAGGGCCAGCUGGGGCCUGCGGAGCGGGCCAAGAAAGUGGAGGACAUCAUGAAGAAGCUGUGGGGCGACCGGUAUUUCGACCCAGCCAACGGCAAGUUCAGCAAGUCCGCCACCAGCCCUGACGGCAAGAAGCUGCCCCGGACUUUCUGCCAGCUCAUCCUGGACCCCAUCUUCAAGGUGUUCGAUGCAAUCAUGAAUUUCAAGAAAGAGGAGACGGCAAAACUGAUAGAGAAAUUAGACAUCAAGCUGGACAGUGAGGACAAGGACAAAGAAGGCAAGCCACUCCUGAAGGCUGUGAUGCGCCGCUGGCUGCCCGCCGGGGACGCCCUGCUGCAGAUGAUCACCAUCCACCUGCCCUCCCCCGUGACGGCCCAGAAGUACCGCUGCGAGCUCCUCUACGAGGGGCCCCCUGACGACGAGGCCACCAUGGGCAUUAAAAGCUGUGACCCCAAAGGCCCUCUCAUGAUGUACAUUUCCAAAAUGGUGCCAACCUCUGACAAAGGUCGCUUCUACGCCUUCGGCCGGGUCUUCUCGGGCCUGGUUUCCACCGGCCUGAAGGUCAGGAUCAUGGGCCCCAACUACACACCCGGGAAGAAGGAGGACCUCUACCUGAAGCCCAUCCAGAGGUGA